AGCAGUGGCUGCCGAGCUGUGCCCUCACAAUGGGCGCAGAAGAGAUGCAGACGGUACUGCUGUGCCAGAAGCCGAUCGGAUGCAACGGAGGGGAGGGGAUGAUGCACAGGUGGCCGGGACGGUGGAGAUGACGCCCGGACGAGAGGUUCCGGACACCACGAAUUGCAACGUCACCUCGGGUUCGGCGAAGAAUGCAAUCGAAGGUUCAAUCUAGAUUGCACGAGGGGGAUGAAGAGAAGAGAACACAGGAGAGGAGAGGAGAGGAGGGGAGGGGGUGGUGCUUUGGCAGGUCGAGUCCAGACCGCGCGGGGUCCCGACCGCUUCCCGAACGGAGCUGCGCUGCGACUUCAUCAUCGAGUGCUGCUGUCACUCUUCACCCUUCGCUUCUCCCUCCCACCUCUGCUUGCUCUUCGCCAUCUUCCUCCCAUCCUCCGAUCAGACUCCCCUCACAAUGACAGGCCGCAAACCCCGCCGACAAAACAACAACAAUAACAGCAACAACAACCACCACCGUCGUCAUCUCAGCCAAGGUGUUCCUCAACCCUCCGACUACGAAUCCGACUUCCAGAACUACUUCUCCGACACCCAGCAACUUCCCGAUCAGCAAGAACCCUCUAUGCCCCCUCCUCUCCGCUCCAACGAGGAGCUGAAUCUUUCCGUCCUCCGCCGCCACAACCCUUCCAUCACCUCCAUCCUCUCCCUCGCCCAAUACUCCGUCGUCUACAUCUUCAGCCCAACCUCCCGACAAUGGGAAAAGAACGGCAUCGAAGGCUCGCUAUUCGUCUGCCAACUGACACAAGGCGCCCUAGGUGAGGAGCGAUACUGCGUAUUCGUUCUCAACCGCCGGGGCCUGAAUAACUUCGAUCUUCUCCUCACCGACGGCGACAACGUCGAGAUCACCGAAGAAUACAUCAUCCUGAAAUCCGACUACGAUCCCGACAACCUAGAGACCGGUGGUGCUGCGGGCAACGGCACCAAUGAAGCUAGCAAGCCCGGAAAUAACAGCACCAACGUCCGCAUCUACGGUCUCUGGAUCUAUUCCGAGCCGCCGCCUAAUUCGACGGCCGAGACACGCACCAUCAACGCGCAGAUGAUUCGCGAAUGCGCUACCCACGCCGGACAGAGUAUGAGAUUGGCGCGCGAACGACUGGAAGCGACGCAUCAGAAUGGACUGCAUGCUGCUGCUGCUGCCGCCACCGCGGCCUCUGUGACCGCGCCUCCGCUGCAAGAGGUGCAGUCAAGUGUGCCGAUGGGUCGGCAGAUCUCUCUCAAGGACCUCUUUGGGCAGCAGCGGACGCAGGAUGAUGAGUGGAGUGUACGGGCACAUCAGCUUGGACCGGGUGAGUGGCAGCAACCGCCGGCGGCGGGGAUGCCUAGCGCAGGCGCAGCACCGGCGCCACAGCAGGAUGUGUUGGGGGAUCUGUUUCGGAGGGCUGGGCUAGCGUAUCAGGGGGGUCAGUAGUGCGGCGCUACUGGCUCUUUGACAUGAUUCUUCCCUGUUGAUCUUCGUCACGAGAUACCCAUGAGCAUACAGCUAUACAAUCUUCACCAUUAUUCUCU
Aspergillus ibericus CBS 121593 is the source of this 1560-nucleotide messenger RNA. Its product is annotated as Dcp1 family protein. NCBI's taxonomy places the organism in Eukaryota, Fungi, Ascomycota, Eurotiomycetes, Eurotiales, Aspergillaceae. Bases 452 to 1462 code for a protein of 336 amino acids. Gene Ontology annotation, biological process: deadenylation-dependent decapping of nuclear-transcribed mRNA; deadenylation-independent decapping of nuclear-transcribed mRNA; positive regulation of catalytic activity. The transcript has a single exon. Gene Ontology annotation, molecular function: mRNA binding; enzyme activator activity. Gene Ontology annotation, cellular component: P-body. The record is from RefSeq and is a predicted model, not a curated record.